This is a messenger RNA of Microsporum canis CBS 113480, 2100 nucleotides long. RefSeq names its product mitochondrial protein. The record is from RefSeq and is a predicted model, not a curated record. The coding region runs from base 1 to 2100 and encodes 699 amino acids. The transcript is spliced from 3 exons. Gene Ontology annotation, cellular component: mitochondrion. NCBI's taxonomy places the organism in Eukaryota, Fungi, Ascomycota, Eurotiomycetes, Onygenales, Arthrodermataceae.
AUGAAGCUGGUUCUUCCUACCAGCCAAUUCUGUUCCAAUUCCAUCCGACGGCAGCUAGAUUUGCGCACCCUGUUUAUCACCCACUCACGGCAUCUAUCCUCCUAUUAUCCAGUAUCUACGCCGAUAUCUUCGUCGCCGUCCCUCUCUUUUACCCGUCAGUUACCACAAUGGGGCUCCAGAGGCGCUUGGAGACGGUACCAGAGGAGGUUUCAUGGCUAUAGUCAUGGGGGAAACAAUUCACAGUAUCAGGCCAACUGGGAGCGUGGUCGAUACUCGAGAAGAAGCAGUAUCCUUCUUGUUUCUGCCAUCAGCACUGCGACGUUGACUCCGGCAGCUCUUCUUCAACUGGCGGAGGACAAUAAGGAGGAAGAUAGAAUGAGCACUCGUGAACGAGAGAUGCUUAAUGCUUCACGAGCAGAGGCACGAAGUAUAAGACGUACUGGAAGGGGGUUAGGAAGCGAAAAUGAUGAUGGUAAUACCGAAAGGCGAAGGGCAAGGAACAUCUUAUGGCGCAUAUACGGCAUUCUGGACGAGUAUGUGUUUGAAGUGAUUGCUACAGGGUUCCGAUUUGUUCACCUUGUGGUACUAUUUAUCCCGGUCAUAGCAAGCGUGCCUAUCAUUUUCUUCGGCUCAAGGGUGAAGGAUCGAGAUAACCAUAGGAGAGGUGCUUUACUAUGCAUACAGCUUGGACAAUGGGCUGCUUCACGAUCAGAUAUAUUCCCCCCUGAGCUAUGUGCUUUGAUGUCAUCCCUACAUUCCCAUGCUCCCGCGCAUCCAUUACACAUUACAAAAAAGACCAUCAGCAGGGCAUUUAAUGGUUUACCAUUCGAUGAAAUCUUUGAGGAAUUUGACGAAAAACCACUUGGGGUCGGUGCUAUAGCCCAGGUAUACAAGGCCAAAUUACGUCCCGACCUGGCCGGCUCGUUAGAUCGAGCAUCUAAACCCGUGAAUCUUCGCGAGAAGAUGAGAAAGAACGUUAAUGUACUAGUCAAGAGUACUCCAGAAAGUGUCCCAUCAUCGUACAUUGCGAUCAAAGUGCUUCAUCCAAAUGUUGAUAGGACCGUACGACGAGACUUGCGUAUUAUGGGAUUCUUUGCCACCCUGAUACACUGGAUACCUACCAUGGAAUGGCUAUCGUUACCAGACGAGGUCGAGAAGUUUGGAGAAAUGAUGAAGCUCCAGCUAGAUUUACGGAUAGAAGCAGCAAAUCUUACAUUCUUCCGGGAGAACUUCGAGUCGCGAACAACAGCUAGAUUCCCCUAUCCGUACACCGAAUACACAACCCGCGAGGUGUUGGUUGAGGAGUUUGCACAAGGAAUUCCCCUUGCUGCAUUUCUAGAGAAUGGAGGUGGUGUAUUCCAGCAUGAUAUUGCUCACGAAGGGUUGGAUGCAUUCCUACACAUGUUGCUCAUUGACAACUUUGUUCAUUCUGAUCUACACCCAGGUAAUAUUAUGGUGCGUUUCUAUAAACCAAGCCAGCUGGACCUCUCCUUAAGUGUGCAGCGUGCUCACAGAGCCCUGGCGUCGGAGAGUGGGAAUAGCGCAACUGAGUCGGUCCUCGCACGACUAAGAAAACAUCGAAAAGAUCCAAUUGCAUGGAAUGAGACACUAAACCAGAUUGACGCCGAAGGCUAUCGGCCUCAACUAGUCUUCAUCGAUACCGGACUUGUCACUGAGCUCAACGCUGUUAAUCGGCGAGACUUUCUCGACCUAUUCCGAGCCAUUGCCGAGUUCGAUGGAUAUAAAGCAGGAUACCUCAUGAUCGAAAGAUCUCGACAGCCGGAUUCAGUAAUUGACGCUGAAAUAUUCGCACUUAGGAUGCAACACCUUGUUCUCAGCAUCAAGGGGAGGACGUUUGCCCUGGGCAACGUCAAGCUCGGGGACGUGUUGAGUGACGUCUUAUAUAUGGUGAGAAACCAUCAUGUGAGACUUGAAGGUGACUUCAUCAACGUCGUCAUUUCUGCUCUACUCCUAGAGGGCAUUGUGCACUGCCAAUCCUCCGCCAACUCGGGUCUAAGUCUACACUACUCAAGUCUGUUCGCGAGGGAGACACGUCCAUGCUCCGCGUAUGGGUUGGGCUGGAGGCAAGAAGCUUCCUAA